Molecule: messenger RNA, 2438 nt
Organism: Humulus lupulus (European hop)
Lineage: Eukaryota; Viridiplantae; Streptophyta; Magnoliopsida; Rosales; Cannabaceae
Product: crossover junction endonuclease EME1B
Exons: 14
Coding region: 84-2015 (643 amino acids)
Biological process (GO): DNA repair
Cellular component (GO): nucleus; Holliday junction resolvase complex
Molecular function (GO): DNA binding; nuclease activity
Source: RefSeq, a predicted model, not a curated record
GCAACACGUAGACAAACUCAUAAUCAUCCCGCGCUUAUUGCUAAGUUUGAAAGAGAGCAAAGCGAAGGUGAAGGCAGCGAACGAUGAUGUCUCAGCCAAUCAUCCUCUCCGACGAGGAAGACCACCUUCUCCUUUCAACCCCAAUCCAAUCCAAGAAACGUCGGACCCAACCCAACCUUAACCCAAUCCCCACCGUCGUCUUCCUCGAAGAUGACCCCACUCCGCAGAAGCCGGGCCCCCCAUUCGUCCCCGAUACGCUGAUCCCCGAUGUUGCAAUCCUCAAAUCCUGUGAUACAGCCUCAUCUGAUUCCCGGGCUAGGGUUUCAAAUUCAAAGCACGAUUCUUCUGGUUUUACAGUCAUCCCCGAGACGCCAAUGUCUGACAUCGCAAUCGUCAAAUGUUUCUCUAGUAGAGCCUCAUCCGAAUGCCAUGCUAAGGUUUCAGAUUCGAAGAACAAGUUUUCUGGAGACUUGACAGUCAUUCCUGACACGCCGAUGUCAGAUAUUGCAGCCAUUAAAUGUUCUUCAUCCGAUCCCAAGACUACGGUGUCCAAUUCGGAGUACAAGUUCUCUGAUUUUGGCAUUAAUCGAUUGAUAUGUUUGGAGUCUGAUAAUGAGUCGGAAGAUGGAUCUGAAAAGGAAAAUUGGAAGGGAGAUGACAUUUUGGAUUCUGGUUUUGAUGCAGUGAAGGAUUUUGAUUGGAAUUCUAGAUUUGUGGGUACACGUACUACUUCUGGCCAUGCUGACGAAACACAAAUUCCUGAAGUCAGGUUUUCCAACCCAGUUCUAUCCCCCUUGCAUGGUGACAUUCCUCAGGUGAGAGUCAGUCCUGGAAAAGAAUAUGUUAGCAAAGACCAGAUGGAUAACAUUGUGCAUAACAAAAGAACAAAAGAUUACACUGAGAAUAAAAAUAGUACAAGUGAAGUAAAGAGAAGAAAAAGGACAGCAGAAGAGGAAAAGGUUCGUUUAAAAGAAGAGAAAAAAUUGAAGAAGCUUCAUGAAAAGACUGAAAAAGCAGCUCUUAAAGCUGAAGUUGUGGAGUUGAAAAAAAUAGAGAAAGAAAGGAAAAAGUGGGAGAAUGGGAAGUUUGCCCUAAAAUCUAUUGUGGCAGAGAUUGAUGCAAAAGUAAUUGAGAUGGGGUCAGUUGGAGGAAGUCUGUUAACAAGGUUUGCCGAAAAGGGGUUUAAAUACCGCAUAACGUCAAAUCCAAUUGAAAGAUCUAUUCUUUGGACUAUGAAAUUGCCAGAACACAUACCUGAGCUUUCUCCUGAAGGAAUAGAGAUUCAAUAUGUAUUACUCGUGUAUGAAGCUGAGGAAUUUUGUAACCUUGUAACAAGUGAAUCAUUUUUGGACCAUGUUUCUGUUGUUCGAAGUCGCUAUCCAUCUCAUACAGUGUGUUACUUGACAAAUAGGUUAAUGUCAUUUAUCAAUAAAAGGGAACAAGAACAAUACAAGAACCCAAUAAAUCGUAAUGGGUGGCGGCGUCCGCCUGUUGAGGAGUGUUUCUUACAGGUACUGGCAAAGCUAACCACCCACUUUGUUAAAGUGCAUUCAAGACAGUGUGUAGACGAGGCUGAGCUAGCUGAACACAUUGUUGGUUUGACAAGCAGUCUGGCCUCUUGCCAAUUUAGAAAGAAGUUAACACGACUGUCUGUAAAUGCGAAUGGUUCCCUUAUCCCUAAGGACUCUGUUGACAGGAAUUUAAUUCAAAAGAACUUGUGGAUGAAAGCUUUGGUAGCUAUUCCUAAGGUACAGCCACGAUUUGCUAUUGCUAUAUGGAAGAAGUAUCCCACCAUGAAAUCUCUUCUGACUGCAUACAUGGACCCAAGUAAAUCUGUGCAUGAAAAGGAGUUUUUGCUCAAGGACUUAACAGUUGAAGGAUUGAUUGGUGAUGACAGAAGAUUAGGUGAGGUCUGUUCAAAGAGAGUGUACAGAAUUCUUAUGGCACAAAGUGGAUCUAUCAAAACUGAUGAUGUAGAGAAUGGUGCUGCUUUUUUUGCACGUCAAUCACCCUAAAAUGUUCAUUCUUCAUUGUAAGUAAUCAAUUUCAAACACAAUUAGUAACCUGUAACUUCUUUUCUCUAAAUUAUUAUUACUGCUAGUAAAACUAUUAUAGGUAGAUAUUAAAUCAUGAAACCCACCAACAUUAAGGGCAUGUUUACUAAUUCACAAGGAAGAGUUAUUGUAAAGGGAAAGUGUUGAAGAGGUUUGGGGGAAGGAGUUAAAAUUAGUCAUACUUUCUCAAUUUAAUUAGUUAUGUAAGUGAUUUGUUAGAAUUUGUGUUUCAAAUGAUGUUCUUCACUGCUGUUAGGUAAGGAGUCUUCCCACUUCACGGUGUGGAUUGGUUUGUUUUGUGCAUAAACAUUAGUACGAUUUGGGCAAGGCUCGACAGAUUUGGUCACUUGAAAUUUUAUAUAAAUAAUACUCAAAUUUUCUUUA